Molecule: messenger RNA, 2572 nt
Organism: Cucumis melo (muskmelon)
Lineage: Eukaryota; Viridiplantae; Streptophyta; Magnoliopsida; Cucurbitales; Cucurbitaceae
Exons: 11
Coding region: 652-2394 (580 amino acids)
Biological process (GO): nucleobase-containing compound metabolic process
Molecular function (GO): 3'-5' exonuclease activity; nucleic acid binding
Source: RefSeq, a predicted model, not a curated record
AGACCAAAGCAACACCAAAGUUAUGAAGCUCUCAAGCUCUAAAGGAUUCCAAAGAUGGAAGGUUUGAAGUUUUGAAGCUCUGAAAGUUUUGAAGACCCAAAGCAUUAAAGCUAUAAAGCUCCAAAAAUUUAGAAAACAAAAGAGUAUAAGCCCCCCUCUUGAAGACCACCAACACUUUAAAACUCAUCAAAAUGACUUUCAAACACCAAAAACUAUAGCUUUGAGAACAAGCCACAACAAACCUAUAGAACUCUUUUUUUUUUUUUUUUUUUUUUGUUUUAAAAAAGAAAGAAAGUAUAUAAGAAACAAAGAUUAAAACUUUAAAUCAAUACAAGCAUGAAGUUAAUUUUGAUGAACAUUAAAAAAGAACAAAAAUGAAUACUAAAUCAUACUCUUAAACUUUCCUUUUUAAAAAUUGAACAACAAAGGGUAAGAAUCGUAUAAAUUCAAUUAUCUCAAUUUUUAAGUUUGAAAUUAGGAGUACCAUCCUUUGCAAUUUGCCCUAGAUAAAAAUGGAAAUGUAUAAGUAUAUUAUAAAUUUGAAUUCCCACUUUUUGACGCACUCGCAUCGCACGUAAUCACACAAUAACUUUUCUUCCUCAAACCAGCACGGAUUCCUUCUAUAUCUCGGACCAUCAUUUUCUCAUUGGCAUGGGAUUCGAUCAAACUGUUGCUGAACCACUCGACCCUAUAGAUCAAACUCAUCUAGCAUGGAAAAUUUCUGUGCACUCCCUUUCUGAUCUUUCUUAUAUAUCUCCUGUUGUAUUCUUAUACCUUCUUAAAGAAUGUUAUAUUCGUGGCACAGUGAAAGCAACUAAGAAGUUUCGAUUCCUUCAGCAACAAGUUCAUUUAGUACUUCAUAAUGGUCCCCAACCUGGACCAGCUACCUUUGUUAUUCAUUGCCUAUACGUUUUGCCUAUAUUUGGACUAUAUAGUGAAGGAUUCAGCCACUUGAUUACCUCAGCUCUCCAACGUUUUCUGAAAGUUGUGACAACUCCAGCAGACCUUGAUGAGGCGAAGGACCUAGCUGCUCAGUUAUUUAUCGAUAUUGUUGGAGGAUUCAUUGCGCAUGAUGACAGGAUAGUCGUGAAGAUUAUACAGAUAUUUGAUGUUCAGUUGACCGACGUUGAGAAAGUUAUGUUUGAAUCUAAGGCAAGAAAUAGGUGUUCCUCUGACUCAGCCAAAGACUUUGUCGAACAAUAUGUUUCUGAGUUAAUAGAAACUCAGGGUUACACGACAGCUGUUGAUGUAUUAGAGCAUUUCUCUAUUCACCAAUCUGGGCAAUCUCUUCUCUAUAGCAUGUUGCAGAACAAUGAAUUUAAAGCAGCUGAGAAAUGGGCCACUUUUAUGGGAAAGCCAAUGUUACAUCUGCUUGUCCAGGAGUUGAUAAAUAGAAACAAGCUAAAAAGUGCAUAUGGCGUUAUAAAGAAAAAUGAUUUGCAGAAGGAAUUUCCCGAUGUCUAUCAGAAGUGUAAAGAGAGCUCCUUGAAGAAUUUAGCCGAAAAAGGAUGCUGGGAUGUUGCUGAGGCAAAAACAAACAGCAAUAGGCAAUUUCUUGAAUAUCUGGUUUACUUGGCAUUGGAAGCUGGUUAUUUUGAAAAAGUUGAUGAACUUUGCAAUAGGUACUCCCUUACGGGUUUUCUGAAUAUCAAAGAACGUGAGGGAUGUUAUGGACAGAAGUUAACGAACCACUAUCUGAAUCUUAAUCAACUAAUUGCUGGAGAUAUAUUAUGGGUUGACAAUGCUGAUGCUUUACAUCAUGCAACACGCCAUAUUGAGGAGUGUAAAGUUGUUGGUAUUGAUUGUGAGUGGAAACCUAACUAUAUAAAGGGCAAGAAACCGAACAAGGUAUCUAUUAUGCAAAUUGGUUUGGAGGAAAUGGCUUUCAUCUUUGACUUGAUCAAGUUAUAUGAUGAUGUCCCUGACAUUCUAGACAAUUGCCUGACCCGCAUCUUGCAGUCUUCUAGUAUUUUGAAGCUCGGCUACAAUUUUUUAUGCAAUGUGAAGCAACUGUCCCAUUCGUAUGAAUCAUUGAAGUGUUUCAAACAUUAUGAGAUGUUACUAGACAUUCAAAAUGUAUUUGACCAUAGUGGAGGUCUAUCUGGGCUUGCACAGAAAGUAUUGGGAGCUGGAUUGAACAAGACACGACGAAAUAGUGACUGGGAACAGCGGCCCUUAACGGUGAAUCAGCUAGAAUAUGCCGCGCUGGAUGCUGUGGUACUCGUCCAUAUUUUCCAGCAUGUUCGAGAUCAAUCACAGCCAUCUACGACAACAGAAGGGGAAACACGACUAGAGUGGAAAUCCUUCAUUGUCUCCCACAUGGAUAACUCGUCAAAACUGAAGAAGAAAAAAGAGAGGAGCAAAAAGAAAGCAGAAGUUGUAACCAAGUUGUAAUGUGAAUGAUUUUAGGAUGUUUAGGGUACACUUGUGCCUUUUCUGUACAUAUUCAUUCAAAUCAAAAUUGUAUGUUGAUCUUCACUGCACUUCAGUGAUUUCCAUGAAAAUAGUAAAUGUGUACAUUAUAAAUCAUGCUUAUGUUAAUAUGGAAUAUGCACGAAACCUUCUGUCUAAA